Molecule: messenger RNA, 1245 nt
Organism: Trichomonas vaginalis G3
Lineage: Eukaryota; Parabasalia; Trichomonadida; Trichomonadidae
Product: cell redox homeostasis
Exons: 1
Coding region: 1-1245 (414 amino acids)
Biological process (GO): protein folding
Cellular component (GO): endoplasmic reticulum
Molecular function (GO): protein disulfide isomerase activity
Source: RefSeq, a predicted model, not a curated record
AUGUUUUUGUUUUUAUGUUUCGGAAGGGUUUCAUGUUCAUUUAAUUUGACACAAGAAAACUACACACAAUACAUGGAAUCUCCAGAUAGAAAACCAGUCCUUAUCAAGUUCUGGGCAACAUGGUGCAAUCAUUGCAAAGAAUUUGCUCCGUAUUGGGACGAAUUUGUAGCUGAAGAUCAUGAUUUCGAUGUUGCUCAAGUUGAGUGCGCUAGCAAUCCAGAAAUAUGCAAGAAUUUCGGUAGAAAUGGUUAUCCAGCAGUUAUGUGGUUCAAUCCAGGCGACAAGAGAGGCGUUAAAUGGGUUGUUGUCCAUAACGUACGCCAGCUCGAUAACUUCUGUUUGAAGAUGAAGCAUUUUCCGAUCCGAAUUAUUACUUUAGAUGAUAUUGACAGCAUGAAGGAGGUUGUUGUUUCCACCAAAUUCCUUCUUGUUACAAACAGCCAAGAAUCACGCGAGUUCCAGCAAUUGAAGGCCAUCGCAGAAGACUAUAAGCAUUUUAGUACAGAAUUUUACGCCAUCAUCACAGACAACUAUACUACAUCCCUUCAGGCAUUUACCGCUAACUCCGCUGAGCAGAUGUAUUCAGGCGAUUACUCAAAUGAAUCUUUGACAGAGUUCAUUCAUAUGCAUUUGUUCCCAUUCCUUUCAUAUUACGUACCAGAAAUUGCUCAUUUCCACUACUACUACAACAUGACCUCUCUUAUUGUCUUCGCUCAGAAGAAAUUCUCCAAGACAACAAUAGAAACAGCUUCCAAGAUUUCCAAGUAUUUCCCAGCCCACGUAAUUUCAUGCAACAGAAAUCCUUACAUUUGCAGAUACGUUUUCGUCGGUCCAAAGACUCGUUACAUGAUUUACGAUCAAAGAAACUUCAAAUACUGGAUGCAUGACGAAGGCGAACAGGAAACAGUAUUAGAAUGGGUUGAUGAUGUCCGUAACAACAGAAUUCCUUAUUCCGGACCAGGAAAUGGAACAUUCUCAUUCGUAUGGCAGAAGAUCCAUCAUAUUUAUGCUGCGGAGUUGUUAGUUCCAAUCCUUCUUGGCUUAUCCAUCCUCGGUAUCAUCGUAAUUGUCAUUCUUAUCAUUAAAAUUAUCAGAUUAUCCAAGAAGCAGAAAGAAAUGCGCCAGGCAAGGCUUUUGAAGAAGCAACAGGCUGCUGCUGCUCAGAAGAAGGAUGGCGAAGAGAAGAAGGACGAAAAAGAAAAGAAAUCUGACGAAGGUGAGCCAACAAAGCUCAAAGAAGAUUAA